AAUGGCAUAAUGAACUCAGGCGAUGCAUAUCACAGGUCAAACUCCAUUAACUUCCGACUCAUCACCCAACACUGUUCCUUUAGAUCAUGAAUCGUUUCCUUCAUAUACCUUUUCAAUAUCCUGUACAUAAAAUUUUCAGUUUAAGCUGUAGUGGAUAUCUUACUUAUGGAAUAAUUCAUUCCACCUGUUAACUAAAGCUUAGGAUUUCAUAUUCCAUCCAGGAUGGCUACUUCUAUGGCUCUACAGAAUACAGUCUUAAUGCUGUCCCUGGUCUUCUUAUUAGUUUUAUCUUAUCCUCUGGUGUGCAAGGCUUUUGGAAGAGGUUAUACACUGAAUUCAGUAACAGAAGCACUAGAUGGGAGAUCCUUCACAGCCCAACUGCAGCUAAUGACCAACAGCUCUCUUUAUGGCCCAGAUAUCCAACAUCUACAACUGUUGGUCAGGUAUGAAUCGCAUGAUCGCUUACGGGUUUAUAUUACUGAUGCCGAUAAACAAAGGUGGGAAGUCCCAAGAGAAUUGGUAGCCAGAAAUAAUGAUGGUGAUGGAGUUAGUAAUAAGAAGGAACCUGAAUUGCAGUUUUCAUACACCAAAAACCCAUUUGGCUUUGCAGUUACAAGGCGUUCCAAUGGAGAAGUCCUGUUCAAUUCUACUGCACAAGACCUGGACAAUGCUUAUCCAUUUGGGAACAUGGUGUUUAAAGACCAGUAUUUGGAGAUUUCUACUGUUCUUCCUUGGAAUGCUUCUCUGUAUGGAUUGGGAGAGAGCACCCGGCGUGGGUUUCGUCUGGGCAAGAAUGAAAGUGAUCAUACACUUUGGACUGCAGACAUUGGGAGUGUGAAUUUAUAUCUGGAUCUGUAUGGGUCUCAUCCAUUUUAUAUGGAUGUAAGAGCAGGGGGUAUUGCUCAUGGAAUUUUCUUGCUGAAUAGCAAUGGGAUGGAUGUUGAAUAUGGAGGUAACUACUUGACAUACAGAGUCAUUGGAGGAGUUUUAGACUUUUAUUUUUUCUCUGGUCCUUCUGCGCUCUCUGUCGUUCAGCAGUACACUGGCCUUGUGGGUCGCCCUGCUCCAAUGCCAUACUGGUCUUUUGGCUUUCACCAAUGUAAGUAUGGAUAUAAAAACAUUACAGACGUUAAAUCAGUUGUAGCUGGUUAUGCAGCAGCAAAACUCCCUCUAGAAGUUAUUUGGACAGAUAUUGAUCAUAUGGAUGCCUACAAGGAUUUCACUCUGGACCCUGUGAAUUUCCCUGAGAAAGAAAUGAGAGAGUUUAUUGAACAAAUCCAUGUCAAUGGGCAGAAAUAUGUUCUCAUAGUCGAUCCAGGAAUAUCUGUAAAUGAAACAUACAAGACUUUCAAAAGAGGCAUGAAAGAGGACAUUUUUGUGAAACAAGCAGGUGUCCCUUACCUUGGACAAGUAUGGCCAGGCCCAGUAUACUUUCCAGAUUUUCUGAACCCCAAGACUCAAUCUUAUUGGACUAAAGAAAUCUCAGAGUUUCACAGGACAGUUCCAUUUGAUGGCCUUUGGCUUGAUAUGAACGAGGUUUCCAAUUUCUGCAGUGGAAUUAAAUGUUCCUUGCCAAAAGCUGGAAAUUGCCCAAGAGAAGAUGCACCUACAGACUGUUGUCUAGUGUGUGAUGAUUCCAUUGUCACAAAAUGGGACGAUCCCCCUUUCAAAAUCAACAAUUCUGGAACCUUCAGACCACUGGGGAAUAAAACUCUGGCUGCCAGUGCAACAUAUUAUAAUGGUGUCUUGGAAUACAACGCACAUAAUCUAUAUGGUCUCUCAGAAGCCAUUGUGACCAACAAGGCACUGAGAUCAGUACUAAAGAAGAGACCCUUCAUACUGACCCGUUCUACCUUUGUUGGAUCUGGAGUUCAUGCGGCACAUUGGACAGGGGAUAAUGGUGCAACAUGGGAUGAUCUCUGGUACUCCAUACCUACAAUGCUGAAUUUCGGAUUGUUUGGAAUCCCCAUGGUGGGUGCUGAUAUUUGUGGUUUUUCAUCUGACACAACAGAAGAACUCUGCAAUAGAUGGAUUCAACUUGGUGCAUUUUAUCCUUUUGCUAGAGAUCAUUCUGAAAAGAAUGCAAAUCGUCGAGAGCUUUACUUAUGGAAGUCUGUAACAGAGUCUGCAAGGAAAGCAUUAGGUCUGCGAUACCGCCUUCUUCCAUAUAUCUACACACUAUCUUAUGAAGCUCAUACCAAAGGAUCUCCAAUUGCAAGGCCUCUGUUUUUCACAUUCCCCCAUGACACUUACACAUUGGGCAUCAGCACCCAGUUUCUUUUGGGAAAUGGGGUUCUAGUCUCCCCUGUUUUAAAGGAAGGAGCAAAGACUGUGGAUGCUUAUUUCCCAAAGGGGACUUGGUACAGUAUGUUUAAUGUUUCAGAUUCUAUUCAAAUGGAAACAGGUUCAUAUGUAACGCUUCAAGCUCCAUUAGAUACCAUCAAUGUUCAUGUAUAUGAAGGAACUAUAUUGCCUAUGCAAGAAAUGGGUUUGACAACUCGAGAAGCAAGAAAAAGCCCAUUUAGUUUGGUGGUGGCAAUGGGCAGCAGGAUGGAAGCAAAUGGAGAAUUAUAUUUGGACAAUGGAUAUGAUUUGAAAAUGGAGUUGAUGAACGGCAAAUCAAGUUUUAUCAAGUUCCAUGCAAAUCUUGAAGAUGAAGGUCUUCGGCUCAGAUCAGAAGUCCAAAUGGAGAAGUUCGCAAUUAGGGAAGGAUGGAUUCUUCAAACAGUUACAGUUUUCGGAUUGGAAUCUUCUUUUAAUCAUUCUAAUGAAGCUUCCCUUAGCGCUACUGUUUCUGUUCAUAGCAAUAGGGAGGACAAAAGAAUCACAAAGCUGAGAGCUAUUGUGGAUGGAAACUCUCUUGUUGUUUCAAAUCUUUCUCUUCUAAUUGGGAAAAAUUUUGAGCUGACUAUUCCAUGGAAGAUAUAGUUAAGUAAACUAUAUCUAACUCGCAUUGGACAAUAAGGGUCAUUUGAUUAGGUGACCUGAUUUUUAAGCAGAUAUUCUAUUCCAUGGAAGAUAUGGUUAAGUAAACUAUAUCUAACUCGCACAGGACUGAUCUUUUCUGUCCAAUGGGAUCAAGUGCUAAUAAGGGUCAUUUGAUUAGGUGACCUGCUUUUUAAGCAGAUAUUCUAAAUAAAUCUUGAUCUU
Messenger RNA from Cryptomeria japonica (Japanese cedar), 3150 nucleotides. RefSeq names its product alpha-xylosidase 1. Gene Ontology annotation, molecular function: hydrolase activity, hydrolyzing O-glycosyl compounds; carbohydrate binding. Gene Ontology annotation, biological process: carbohydrate metabolic process. The coding region runs from base 223 to 2928 and encodes 901 amino acids. Lineage: Eukaryota; Viridiplantae; Streptophyta; Pinopsida; Cupressales; Cupressaceae. The record is from RefSeq and is a predicted model, not a curated record. The transcript has 4 exons.